Messenger RNA from Delphinapterus leucas (beluga whale), 6759 nucleotides. The record is from RefSeq and is a predicted model, not a curated record. NCBI's taxonomy places the organism in Eukaryota, Metazoa, Chordata, Mammalia, Artiodactyla, Monodontidae.
GAUGGCGGCGGCGGCGGGCUACCCAGCUGGGAAGGGGCGCGACAUUAGCCUGGCGGCCCUGCGGCGCCACGAUCCCUACAUCAGCCGCAUCGUGGACGUGGCCAGCCAGGUGGCCCUGUACACCUUCGGCCACCGGGCCAACGAGUGGGAAAAGACUGAUGUGGAAGGAACCUUAUUUGUUUACACAAGGUCUGCUUCUCCGAAACACGGCUUCACCAUCAUGAACAGGCUGAGCAUGGAGAAUAGGACAGAGCCCAUCACGAAAGACCUGGAUUUCCAGCUCCAGGACCCCUUCCUUCUCUACAGAAAUGCCAGAUUGUCCAUUUAUGGAAUUUGGUUUUACGACAAGGAAGAAUGCCAAAGAAUUGCAGAGCUUAUGAAAAACCUCACUCAGUACGAACAGUUGAAAGCACACCACGGAGCGGGGGCGGCACUGGGAGCGUCCCCUGUGGGCCUCGGCUCGGGAGAGCGCAAGGAGGUGGACAUCUUACGGAUGCUCACCAAGGCCAGAGACGAGUACACGAAGUGUAAAGCCUGUCCUGAGCCCAAACAGAUCAGCAGCUCGUCCGCCAUCUACGACAACCCCAAUCUCAUCAAGCCGAUUCCAGUGAAGCCCAGUGGGAGCCGGCAGCAGCGCGGCCCUCGGCCCGGCCAGACCUUAGACCCUGAACCCCAACACCUGUCCUUGACGGCUCUCUUCAGGAAGCUGGACAAAGCUACGUGUCACGAACCCGCGGGGCCUCCAAAGACCCUCCACCAGCAGCAGCAAGAGAAGCUUCCGAUUCGGCAGGGGGUCGUCCGCUCCCUGUCCUACGAGGAACCCCGGAGAUGCUCACCCCCAGUCGAGAAGCAGCUCUGUCCUGCCAUUCAGAAGCUCCUGGUCGGGAGCGCGGACCUGCAGCUGCUGGCAGAGCUGCCCGAGAGCCGGCCCUGUAGAGACGCCGCGCGGCCAGGGUCUCCCCGCGGCCCCGAGGUCUCCCGCCGCGUGCACAGUGGCCCCAGGACUCAGAACCCGCCGGACCAGCUCCAGAGCAUCCCUGGGGCGCCGGCACCAGACGCCUCGGCCGAGACGUCGGGGCCCCGGGCACUCCCGAGGCCAGCGCCCCCCGGCCCUGGGCCCGGCCGUCAGCCCCUGGGGCCCAGCGAGGUCUCCCCGCGGGAGCUGCUGUGGAAGCUCCAGGCGGUGCAACAGGAGCGGCAGUUGCCGGCGCCCGGCCGCCCAGCCCUGGCGGCCAAGUUCCCCGUGGCCACCCCGAGUGCUGGAGCACGGAACCCCCUGGAGUCCUGGAGGGACCAGACCCCCAGCGCGGAGCAGCAGGCUCCCCUCCUUCAGGUCCUCUCGCCCCGGCGCGCCCCGCCCGCCGCGGGCCCAUCUCCGCUCAUGUCGCCACUGGUGUUCGCGCAGGCCCCCUGGGCCCCACCGCCAGAGAGGGGCAGCGGGCUCUUGCCCCCGGGAAGCCAGGACCCGGCGGCCACCCCCAGCGGCUCCCUCCUGCCCCUGCGGACGCCGGAGCCCCCCAGAACGCCGGGCAGUGCCCUGACCAAACCGCAGCUCCAGGAGGCCCUGCUGCACCUCAUCCAGAAUGACGACAACUUCUUAAAUAUAAUCUACGAAGCUUAUCUCUUCAGCGUGAAAAAGACUCUGUGAAAGCAAAACAUUUCAAGACUGAUCUCCAGGGCCUUCCGGCUUGAGGUUCUUUCAGGUCACAGGUUGUUUCCCUAAAUGUUUCUGCCUUUUUUUAAAGUAUGUCUUAUAUGAAGUAAAAUGCUUCAGGCUUUUUUCAGUCACGCAGUUUUUUCAUUACAUUCUUCAAUGCACCUGGUACCAAGAAUUGAGUGGGUAGGAAAAGUCCUUUGCUCAUAUCACACGGUAAAUACCCAGCUUAAAUGAUUUUUUCUUAUAUGUACUGGGCCAUUUCUAGAUGAGUUCUCUCUCUGUGGGAAGGGGUGUUCUGGGAACGUGGUUUCUUUCUUAUUAGCAGCCCCGGUUAUUUCUGGAACUCGGAGAACGUGCCGACCGCCAGGUGGCGGUGUCAGCCCGUGACCACUGACGCGCCUCGCCAGCCUCUUCCAGACAAAGUAAACCUUUCCUUUGUAAACAUCCGUUGGGCCUUCGAAGGGAAACGAUCUCUAAAGCAGAAGCCUGCCUGCUUCCGAAGGAACGUUUCACCAUUUUCAGCAAAACGUGCUGAGACGAAGGUCAGAGAAGACUUUAAGGCCGGUCCUUAAGCCUCUGUGGGGAGGCAGUGGAGUGCGGGCAGGACAGCGAGGAUUCUUGAGGUCGUGGAGCGCACUGACGAUUCGUGUUCACAGAGACGAGGGCCUGCUCUCCCCCCAGCCCUCCCCCGGGUUGAGUCGGCCCCGGAAUUGGUCCCUGCUGCGCACUGGAGAUAAAGUGAGCUUUGUGUUUCUAUAGCCCUGUUUAUUCUUGGACCAUAAAAGGAUCUCUAGAGGCCCACACAGGAGCUGGGCCUCGUUCUCCUUUUAGGGGUCACAAAGGAGGCAGGGAAGGAGGUUUCCUCACAGCUUCUGAUGCCCAGAGGUGAACUGGGAGCUCAGACCUGGGGUAGGCGCAUGACCAGGCAAGGGAGCGCCUCCCCUCCGCCCGCCCACAGAAGGGCGCCUUCCCUUCGAGGAGGGCCCGGCCCACCUUGCCGGGGCCGCCGUUCCCUCCUGAGUCAGGAAGGGACGCCUCCCUCUGCUUCUCCGUCUCCUGUAGCGCCUAACGCCCUGACAGACCACAGAAUCCCUGAAGCUCGUCAUCGCGUGUGCAGCGUUUCAGGGCUCUUAUGGGGAGUGUGGGGCAAGGGGAGACACACGGCCCUGUUGCCCUGCAUUGGUGACGCUCACCUCGGCGGCACACACUCAAACCGGAGCAAACUCCACCGUCUCCCAGACCGCGGGCGACCUUUAAAACCCGCGGGCACGUCUUCGAUCUGAAUUACACGUUUAGGGUGGCUUCUCCAGCCGGGGAGAAAUGAAUCCCGCUGAAAAUUCUUCUCAUAUAUUUGUGGUAGCAAGUGGCUAAUUCCUGAAAUAUGUGUUCCUUUACUUGAUUGUUAUAUAAAUAGCAUAGAAAUCCCAGUUGCAGCACCUACCAUGAAAAGGUGGCCGUGCGCUGUGGCUGGAGGGACCCCCGUGCCCGGUGUGGUCAGACCCACACCGCAGGCGUCACUGCACCUUUCUAGGUCAGCACCACAGGGGUCUGUUUUGAAAACAAAUCCUCCAUCCUCUACUGGAAUGAACCACUUUAAAAGUGACAGGCGCAGCUUGUUCAGACCAAAGACUGAGCCCCCUUUCAAAGGGCUCAGAGAUGAAGAGCUGAUUUCCUCUGUGUGGGAAGCAGGUGAGAGCUGCUUUGUCCAAAGACCUUUCUCUGGAGGGUCCGGGAAAUGGAUUGCAGGGUUAUCUAAGCACCCAGGACUAGAUCUCACAUGUAAACUCACUUCCUUUUUCCCACCUCACCCCAAAUUCUGAGACCAUCCUGGACGCCCUCCUCCAUGUCUCUGGCUUCCGGCAGCAGCUUGAAGCCAAUUGAAUUCCAAGGGGAAGGAAGCCUGAGAUGGGUCCCUGAGCAGCGUUAUCCCGGGCACUGGAUUUCAACCCUGGAGAAGUGACUGAAGUUGCUUCUGCCUGGUGCAGGGACAGAACACGGGGCCUUGGUCAGGCGGACUUGCCCUCACGUCCUGGACCAGGGACCUCGUCUGAGAUGCUGUUCUUUCAUCUGCAAACGAAAGCAGUGCGCAGCUCUCAGGUCGUCACAGGGAUUAGAUGGGAGCCAUGUAGGGAAAUGGCUCCUCGGGCUGAGAGGCACAGGCUCCAUCCUGCCCGACGGGGGUCCCGCUGGGGUGAGGCCCGCGGCGGCCGGAGCGCCCUCGCCUGCCGCCCACAGGACACCGCUGCACCCUCUUCUCCCUCACUCCUUUAUGGAUGAUGGGGGGCAGUGCGCCUCACCCCUUCCCCCCAAAGGAGGCGCCCUGAGCUCCUCAAGACACACACGUCAGUCCGAGUAACCCAGGGCCUUGCCCCCCGCCGGAGGAGGAGGUGCUGUUAGGCCCUACAGUCCUGGACGGUCCCUGCAAAGACGCACGCUCUCAUCUCCCCAUUCAGGGGGUGAGAACCCUCGUCAGCACCCUCAGGAACCUCCCGUGCCCCGACCCUGCGACUCCCACCCACCCUUUCCCCAGGCGGCUGGCGGAGACUCCAGCCUGGGUGCCGCAUCGCUUGCAUCCCAGGUGUCCCUUCUUCCUCAGACACUGGGCACGGCCCGCGGGUCCUGGCCCAGGACAGGAAGGACUGCGGUCUCUUCUCCUGAAGGGGAAGUGCACGUCGGAGGACACACGUCCUGCAGAGGAAGUUCCAGCCGCUGACCGGCCCCAGCCAGAGGACACAUCAGCGGACACCGUGAAGACCGGUGUCCCUGGUGUGUGGCCCCAGGGACGGGAGCUGUCACGUCAGGUCCAGGCCUCUGAAUGCCAGGCCGCACGUGUCGGGCAGGAUGUCACCCAGACGCAGGCGGGAGAGGAGCGUAGGACUGACCCCACCCCCCAGAGAACUCAGGUGCUUCCAGGCUUUGGAGCUUGGAGCCCUCUUUGAGGUCACAUGUGUCGUCUGCAGCCGGCAGGCGGGAGCAGCUCUGCAUCGUGGAAAGUUGCCUGGCUACAGAUGGGUGCAUCUCCCCAGCAUGUUGCUGAAUGCUUGGUUUUCAGGUUUCAAAUCCUCAGCACCCACCUCUCGUACAAUUAGUGGGGGGAGAGGGGCGGUUACAAAUACUUGGUGUAUUUAACUCAACCUUGAGUAUCUCAAUAGAUUUCCACCAAACUGGGUUAUGAGUAAUGCCUCCUAACAGAGCCUGGAGAGAAGCACACAAAUAAAACCUGUGUGUGCAGACUGUGGUCUUAAAACACCGCGGGGCGGCUGAAAGCAGAGCACUGCCGACCGUUCCCCUGGCGGCGGCUCUGAGCAGUGGCACAGCCGGCCUCCUGGGCGAGGUAACUGGGGGCACAGCGGGGAGGAAGUAGAGAAUGUUCUAGAUGCAAGAGAGAGGUGGGGGACCGGCAGGUGUGAGCCAGAGUCUAAAAGGCUGGGAUCACCAACCUCCUGGGUACAAGUCAAGGUGGGGCUUCCCUGAGGUCAGCAGGUGCUGGACGGACACUGGAGCGGGUGGCGGGACCUCCCGGCUCAGGGUGCUGGGCCGCAGGGCCCGGGCCUGGAGGAAGAGGUCCCAGCCAGCUGUGCCCACAGGCGAGUCUGGAAGACGUAACCCGACACCUGGCUGGGAGGCGAUGCCUGCCGCGGCCGCAUUUCUCAGCACAACACAUCUACCGGCUCCAUGGACCAGGAUGGCACCCAGGCGGCCACGCUCCGUGUCUUCUCUGAUGACGAGCUCUCGGGGUCAAGGAGAUCUGGGCUCUCCUCCCAGCCCCCGUGUCCUCCCUCGACUGUAAGCUCCGGGGAAAAGCCAGUCCCCCUGUGUCUGUCGCGGGAACAGGGAAGUCCUCGCUGGGGCAGAGCCCGCCAGUGUCCGCGGUGGCAUUUCCUGCCGGAUGGCGGCCUGGGUGUGCCACGGGCAGGAGGGUGGUGCCCUUCGCGCCGGCAGCUGGGGUGGGGCCUCCCAGCCCGUCUUGGUUGCCUUUCUGGCUCUGCCGUAAAUCCGUGCAGAAAUCUUUUCUAUGUUGUGCCCACUGCGCUUUCCAUGGUUGUAAGCUCCUUAAGUUUCAUUCCCUGCUGUGUACGUGUCAGUCGGCCCUGUGUGCCCAGAGGCUAAGAAACUGGCACCACGGGAAACCCACGCCUGACAUGCUGAGUGGACAGGCUGCACCGCCGGCAAGAGGCCCAGCCCAGAGCGGGUGUCUGCACCCUGCCGGAGCCGUGUCUUUUCCAGGACCCUCCGGCCGGACCCUCACCUCCCACCCAUCACUGCAGGGAGGGGCGGGGCAGGGACUCGGGGAGAAGAUGGGCAGCGGAGGCUCCUCUGAAGGACCAGGGCCUGGUCCAAGGCAAUGGAAGCUGAGAUUUAAACACAGAGAGAGGAUGCGGAUUGAAGAAAUAUUUAGGAAGCAAAGUCCGUGAGACCUGGUUAUGGCUCAUGUGUGGAUGAGUCGUGACGGAGCCGCCAGGGCUGGUUCCUGGCUCGGGCGAAGGGGACAAUGAGGCUCGGUGAGCAAGUGCUGGGAGCUAGUAAUAAUAAUAACAUACUAACAAGAGCAGGCGGCCUACUCAGCACCCCCACGCCCAGCGCCGCUCUCCCCACUCGGGGCCGCAUCUCGUGUGUCCCUCCCCGAAACCUGCCAGGCUCGGCACUGACGCGCCUGAAGCUCAGAGUUGGUUUCUUCCCGCGGCUGCCCCUCCCUCCGUCCACUCAGAGGCAGAGCUGUUCCGUCCCCACCCGCCGAGCUGCCCACGGGGCUGGCACGCAGGGGCAGUGUGGCCGCGAUCGCAGGCUGGCCCGGACUGGGGGAAGGAGAGCCCGAGCUGGUACCUGUACUUCCCAAACCCGCCCCCCCCCCCCUGGGGUGCAGAUGCCAGCAGAACAGGGUCAGUCUCAGGAGUGAGGUCCUGGGUGCCCUGGGCCCAGACUGACGCCUCCGGGGUCAGAUCCUGAUGCUCCAUGGACGUCCGCCUCUUAUGUCCCUGGGGGUCAGUGUGUGGCUUUCAGCAGAGUCUCUCCUGAGGGCUCCCCCUCCUCGGGCAGAGCGGCUGUGUCUCUGCGUGUUUCCCAGACGGGCCCCCUGGCGAGCCCGGCCCCGCCCACCCAGC